CGUGGGUAUAAUACAAGACCCAUUCCCUUCGUCGCAAUGAUCUCCAUCAGUCAAACAAGUCCUACACAUUCCGAUCUCAUCUCAGAUCAUCGCUACAGAUCAACGAUAAACUAGCUGUCACAAUGUUCUACGCACCACAAUCUUAUGCCUCCGGAUCCGCCGGUCCUUCGCUCUUCGAUCUCUUCGGAGCGGGACAGCAGCGGCCAUAUACUUCUUCGCCAUACCACUACGAGGACGACGAAUACAACUCCGAUCCCUACGAGGACGAGUACGUUUACUCACCUUUCGCACGCCAGAGGCAGCACCGGAAGCCGGAGGUCGAAUACCUCCGCGAUCCAUACACGGGACAAAUCUACGCUCAUCCCCUCGCACGCAAAGCACAACAGUCACAGCCGAAGAAACAGCCACAGGAGUUCGAGACGCAAUACUUCCGUGAUCCGUAUACGGGGCAGAUCUACGCUCGUCAAGUCCCCGUUAAGCGCGCUCCCUCUCCUCGCACUGCGGCUCAGCCAUCACCGAAGCCCCAGGCUCUGACCCAGACCCAGAGACAACAACAACCGAAGAAGGAAGAAGUGAAGAAGGAGGAAUAUUGGGUCCCAACAAUGGACGUCUACUCGAACCCAACCCACCUAACCCUCCACUUCGCCCUCCCCGGUCUCCGCAAAGAUGAUCUCGAACUCGAAUACGACCCUCGCUCCGACCGUUUAUACAUCGGUGGUGUCAUUCACGCACCCCAACAACACUCCUCCUCGACUCCUGAAAUCAAGGAGAGGAAAGUGGGAAAGUUCGAGAGAGUGGUGGAGUUGGAGAGGUACUUGGACGAUGAGGAAGAUGUGGGGAAGAGGUUUGCGCAUGAGGGGGUUGAGGCCAGGGUUGAGGAUGGGGUUGUUGAGAUUAGAGUGCCGAAGGUUGAGGUCAGGAAGCAGAGAGUGUGGUAGACGAAGGAUUCGCGGUGAAGGAUUCGCGAAGUGAAGAGGGCUUGAGGGUGCGAUAUAGCGUUUUUGGGUAACGGUAUGGGUUACGGUUAUGGGUAUUGGAUUUUCUUGGCAUGGUAUUGCAUGGCUUAUAGAAUUGACGC
Saitoella complicata NRRL Y-17804 is the source of this 1078-nucleotide messenger RNA. RefSeq lists its product as uncharacterized. The transcript has a single exon. Lineage: Eukaryota; Fungi; Ascomycota; Saitoellomycetes; Saitoellales; Saitoellaceae. The record is from RefSeq and is a predicted model, not a curated record. The coding region runs from base 123 to 938 and encodes 271 amino acids.